UGCCACUGAGCACCACCCAACUUCAGUGGCACAGAUGUGUCUGGUCGUCUCUCGUCUGUACUUCAAUGUCUGUAAUUAUCUCUCGUAGUCGAGGAAGAGCGGUCGUGGGCGACACACAACAAACAACAAGGUCCGCAGCAUAUUUAAGCACAUUUAGCCACUGUUGAAUGCAGGUGGCAGAACGCAGUCGCUGUCCCUGGUGCUGAAUGCGCUCGCCAGUCGAUCUGCGGCAAGCGUUGCGAGACAGUAAACGUUUUUUGGUCGAGAAAAUACCCAUGGACUGACGUGAAUGCUGAACAACCAAGCGGUUAACAUAGCGCUGUGCAGAGUAAAUUGGAUCUCAAGUCCUCUAAUGCUUGAAGGAUGGAGAGAUUUUUCCUGUCAACCGUGCCACUGAUAAUUCUCAGCUGCCUAUGUGUCUCUCGCGUUUUAGCGGACAGCUUGUCGGCUCCUGUCAAUGUGACCAUCAAGGCUCUGAAGGCCAACUCUGCCGUGGUGACAUGGGACAUCCCCGAGGGGGACCCCGUCAUCGGCUUCGCCAUCACACAGCAGAAAAAGGAUGUGCGCAUGCUACGCUUCAUCCAGGAAGUGAACACCACCACCCGCUCCUGUGCAUUAUGGGACUUGGCGGAGGAGACCGACUACAUUGUGCACGUGCAGUCCAUCAGCAUGAGUGGGCCCAUGAGUCCGCACAGCGAACCCCUGCGCUUCCGGACACCCAAGGAGGCCGAGACACAGGCCUCCAAGAGUAAAGACGAGGUGACCAUGGAGGAAGUGGGAGCUCAGCUGAGGGCGGGGGAGUUCAUCAUUAUCGUGGUGGUGCUGAUCAUGUGGGCAGGUGUGAUUGCUCUCUUCUGCCGUCAGUAUGACAUCAUCAAAGACAACGAGCCCAACAACAACAAGGACAAAGCCAAGACCUCAUCAGAGUGCAGUACUCCGGAGCACCCAACGGGGGGGCUGUUGCGCAGUAAGUUCCCCAAGAACAAUAACAACAACAACCGUACUCCAUCUGUGAACAUCAUCGAGCUGUGAUGACUAGGACCCUCUCUAAUCCAAAGGACUGAGUGUCUUCUGAACAGAGCAACCAAAAUGCCCGUUAUGCCCAUCUGCUUGUUAGGGUGAGGCUGGGACUGUGGGCGCGCCCCCUUGGCCGUGCCCAGCCCUUUGGCAUGGGGCUUGGAUGUGAACUGGGCCCCCAGGACUCCAGGGGUUAGGCCUCAAAGGAGAGGCUCUAGGUGUGAUAGCAGGACUGUGGCUGUCACUGCUCUAAUCACUGCCACAGGGCCAAGGAGAUGAGGGCCAAAUGGAUUCAGCUGUAAGCUGAGAAACAGACGGGAAAUAUGAACAUGGCCAGGGGACUGCAGGUAACCAGGGCCAGAGGCCAUCUCUCUAUUAGCUUCAGUGCAGGCUGCUGAGGGGAGGACAGCUCAUAACAAUGGCUAGAACAUAGUUUUAUUAUUAUGAUCCGUCCUCCACUCAGCAACCUCCACUGCUCAGCAUGUUAUCAAUGAACUGAAACACACUGUUUCCCCCCUGUUCACCAUGCUGCAACCGAGGCUGGAGCACUGAGAACCGUGUGAAAGUGAAUUCCACCUGUUUCUCUCUUAAACAGUAACCUUGUUUCUUUAUUUAUUUGUCUCCUACCAAGCUCUUGCUGUAAGGCACAUACUGUCUUUGAUAUCAUCUAUCUUGUUUGACAUAUUAUACCGUUUAUUCAAACUCAAA
Oncorhynchus keta (chum salmon) is the source of this 1725-nucleotide messenger RNA. It is a transcript of the gene fndc5a, whose product is annotated as fibronectin type III domain containing 5a. Bases 364 to 1032 code for a protein of 222 amino acids. Gene Ontology annotation, molecular function: protein binding. The transcript has 6 exons. The record is from RefSeq and is a predicted model, not a curated record. NCBI's taxonomy places the organism in Eukaryota, Metazoa, Chordata, Actinopteri, Salmoniformes, Salmonidae.